AGCGCGUCGAUACUGGGUGCUGGGGCCCCCUUGGUUUCUGUCAUCGACCGGUUGAACAGAGAAGGCAGCUGCGUGGCUUGUGGUAGAUCUGAGCCGGGCAUAAUCCGGUUAUGACUAAAGCCAACCGAGCAGCUAGCACCUCGAUUUCCGCGUUCGGAUGCUCCUGCCGGCUUCUUGGGGAGACUAGGGGAGGAAGUGGAGAGGGAGGAGUCCUCUCCAGAAAUUGAGAAGUAUGUUUAGGAAAACUGAGAGGUAGAGGGAGAUCUCCUCUUUAUGCACUCCUGGAUGGAGCCAGCUAGCUGCUGGGUUGUGGAAGAUUCUGAUCCCUCCUCUAGGAUGGAUCUGGAGAAAGAUUUGGAAUGGAUAGAAAGGAAGUCUUGUUUUGGACCAUAAGCAUUCAGGAGCAUUUUAUCCACAAGAAGGGGGAAGGUUAUAUUGUAAAAUGCCUAAAGAGGUGGAAAGAGAUCCAGAUUACUAACCCAGAACUGUAAGGUGUCUUGGAACCUCCUAGGUGUCCCCAUUAUCAGAGAACUCUGUGCUAGGUGCCAUGGGUGUAACCACCAGGCUCAGAGAACCAGGCCCGGGCACCAGAAGAGAGAAAUAGGGACUGUGAAGCUCAGUAUGCCUGGUAUCAGUGGGGUGGAAAUCCUUAUUUAAGUAAAGAAAGUGGAGUUGUGGGUGAUGCUUUAGAUAAAACUUUACAAAAUUUCUUACAAAGGGGUUGGUGCUCAGCACCCCAGAAUCUCAGCCCAUAGCUUGGGUGCAAGGGUUGAGUGUAGAUGCCUGGGCUUGUUUUCAUGUCACUCAGUCCUGAGUCAUUUUCCACUGUGGAAAGGUGGGAAAACUAACCAAUUGAAAAGGAGGGCUAAGCGUGGUGGCACACACCUUAUGUAUGUAAUUCCAGCUACUCAGAAGGGUGAGGCAGGAGGAUUGCUUGAACCGGGGAGGCAAAGGUUACAAUGAGCUGAGAUCAUGCCACCGUACUCCAGCCUGAGCAACAGAGUGAGAAUCUGUCUCAAAACAAAAAAAUCAGUUUUUAUGAAUGGUGGUAAAGUGGAGGGUGGGUCCCUAUGGUGCAGAAGGGAAAUUCCAUGGUCCUGCUGUGCAUCCAACUGGCAUGGCUGUUGAAAUCCUCUUCUAGCAGGCAGCUUUGGAAACAGAAAAAGAAACUCUUCCUCCUUUAGAAUCCUGGAAGGACUGUGCAGUGCCUCUAGUCCAAGUCCUUUGUUUUCUGAAUGAAGAUAGUGAGGGAGGUUCAUCUCCAGAAGGGAAGGAGCUGGAAAUGAGGUCACUACAUCCCAGCCCAGGGUUCCUGGAUGAUCCAGGAAGGGAAGAAGGAGCAAGCUUUCUCAUUCUUAGGACGAGCCUGUGGAAUGGGAGACACCUGACCUUUCUCAAGCUGAGAUUGAGAAGAAGAUCAAGGAGUACAAUGGCCAGAUCAAUAGCAACCUCUUCAUGAGCUUGAACAAGGACGGCUCUUACACAGGCUUCAUCAAGGUUCAGCUGAAACUGGUGCGCCCUGUCUCAGUGCCCUCCAGCAAGAAGCCACCCUCCUUGCAGGAUGCCCGGCAGGGCCCAGGACGGAGUGCAAGUGUCAGGCGCCACACUUCCUUUUACCUCCCCAAGGAUAUUGUCAAGCACCUGCAUGUGUUGUCACGCACAAGGGCACGUGAGGUCAUUGAGGCCCUGCUACGAAAGUUCUUGGUGGUGGAUGACCCCCGCAAGUUUGCACUUUUUGAGCGGGCUGAGCGUCACGGCCAAGUGUACUUGCGGAAGCUGUCGGAUGAUGAGCAGCCGCUGCGGCUGCGGCUCCUGGCGGGGCCCAGUGACAAGGCCCUGAGCUUCAUCCUGAAGGAAAAUGACUCUGGGGAGGUGAACUGGGACGCCUUCAGCAUGCCUGAACUGCAUAACUUCCUGCGUAUCCUGCAGCGGGAGGAAGAGGCGCACCUCCGCCAGAUCCUGCAGAAGUAUUCCUAUUGCCGCCAGAAGAUCCAAGAGGCCCUGCACGCCUGCCCCCUGGGGUGACCUUGUACUCCCAGGUGGAAGGCGGAGAGCAGGCAGUGCCAAGAGCGUGCUGUGUGAGUGUGACAGGGCCAGUGGGACCUGUGGAAUGAGUGUGCAUGAAGGCCCUCCUCCGCUGGGGGAAUGAGCCCAGAGAACAGCGAAGGAGCUUGCCCCCUGUGUCCACCUGUGGGUGUAGCUGGGUAUGGCUCUGCACCCCUCUGCCCCUCUGUACUGGGCAUUGGUGGGCCAGGGCUACCCUGGGAAGGAGCAGGAGUGGAGCAGACAGAAGUCUCCUCAAUUUGUGUCUCAGAAGUGAGAAUCUUGGAGACCCUACAAACAGAACAGGGUCAUGUUUGCAGGGGUGAGGGCCCUCAUCUAUAGGGAAGGGUUUUGGAUCUUGAAUGUGGUCUCAGGAUAUCCUUAUCAGAGCUAAGGGUGGGUCCUCAGAAUAAGGCAGGCACUGAGGAAGAGUCUUGGUUUCUCUCUACAGUGCCAACUCCUCAUACACCCCGAGGACAGGGAGUACUGGCUCACAGUGCAGCAAGUGCCUUUAUGCCUCAUAGGAAGAGGAUAUCCCUGGGCCAGGGUCUGUGUGAAUGUGGGCACUGGCCCAGGUUCAUACCUCGUUUGCUAAUCAAAGCCAGGGUCUCUCCCUCAGGUAUUUUCCAUGAAGUGUGUGGAUGUAUGUAAUGUGUGGUGGCCUCAGCUGAAUGGCUCCUGUGGGGAAAGGGGUCGGGGUGACAGUCAUCAUCAGGGCCUGGGGCCUGAGAGAAUUGGCUGAAUAAAGUUUUAAAGAUCC
Messenger RNA from Callithrix jacchus (white-tufted-ear marmoset), 2803 nucleotides. It is a transcript of the gene RASSF1, whose product is annotated as Ras association domain family member 1. Lineage: Eukaryota; Metazoa; Chordata; Mammalia; Primates; Cebidae. Gene Ontology annotation, cellular component: microtubule cytoskeleton; nucleus. Gene Ontology annotation, biological process: Ras protein signal transduction. The record is from RefSeq and is a predicted model, not a curated record.